Messenger RNA from Agrilus planipennis (emerald ash borer), 2066 nucleotides. RefSeq names its product potential E3 ubiquitin-protein ligase ariadne-1. The record is from RefSeq and is a predicted model, not a curated record. Gene Ontology annotation, molecular function: zinc ion binding; ubiquitin protein ligase activity; ubiquitin conjugating enzyme binding. Gene Ontology annotation, biological process: protein polyubiquitination; ubiquitin-dependent protein catabolic process; positive regulation of proteasomal ubiquitin-dependent protein catabolic process. Bases 231 to 1736 code for a protein of 501 amino acids. Gene Ontology annotation, cellular component: ubiquitin ligase complex; nucleus; cytoplasm. The transcript has 4 exons. NCBI's taxonomy places the organism in Eukaryota, Metazoa, Arthropoda, Insecta, Coleoptera, Buprestidae.
UUCUAUGAACAAGGCAUAUUAGAUUAGUAAGAGCACACGUAGUAUCUUUAAACAAAAUUUGCUUGUGUAAGGAAUUACUGGUAACAAAAAGUUAAUUGUCAACACUAAAACAACGCAAUCGUUUAGAAAAUUAACAAAAUUUAGUAGUGAUAUAGCAAAACUUAAGUGUCAGUGAGAACAAACUCUUAACCUUUCCUCUACAUUACUAUGUACAGAUUCUGAUAAUAGCUAUGAAUUCAGACGAUGAAAACUUUUAUGACGACUCAGGUAAUGAAACUAGUGGUGAUGAUGUUGAUUUUGCAAUCGAGGUGGAGGCCACAUCAAACAGAGAGGUCCAAAACAUUGAGGAAGAUUAUCCCUAUGAGGUCCUUUCAACUGAUGAUAUUGUGCAGCAUAUGAUAGAUUGUAUUAAGGAUGUAAACACUGUAGUCCAAAUACCAGCAACAACUACACGUAUUUUAUUAAACUAUUGUAAUUGGGACAAAGAAAAACUCAUGGAACGUCUCUUUGAUGGAAAUCAGGAUGAAUUAUUUAAGGAAGCAAGAGUAAUUAAUCCAUACAAAAAAGUUAAUUUAGUAGUCAAACCAAAAGUAUCUCGAAAAGUAUUAGGUACUGAAGAAUGUGAAAUUUGUUUUAUGGUUCUUCCUCCAUCUCAAAUGACUGGCCUUGAAUGUGGACAUCGCUUUUGCUACCAAUGUUGGAAUGAAUAUCUUACUACAAAGGUCAUGGAAGAAGGCGUUGGACAAACAAUUGCUUGUGCAGCUCACAAUUGUCCAAUAUUGGUGGACGAUCAGACGGCUAUGCGUCUAAUCAAAGAUCCUCGUGUCCGUCUCAAAUAUCAGCAUCUAAUUACUAACAGUUUCGUUGAAUGUAAUCGACUGUUGCGUUGGUGUCCCAGUCCUGAUUGCAAUUAUGCGGUCAAGGUUAAUUAUGUGGACGCGCGUCCUGUGUCUUGUCGUUGCGGGCACACAUUCUGCUUUGCAUGCGGCGAAAAUUGGCAUGACCCGGUCAGAUGCGGGCUGUUGAAGAAAUGGAUUAAAAAAUGCGACGACGAUUCGGAAACGUCCAAUUGGAUAGCAGCAAACACCAAAGAGUGCCCAAAAUGCAAUGCCACCAUCGAAAAAGAUGGUGGGUGCAACCACAUGGUGUGUAAAAAUCAGAAUUGCAAAGCAGACUUUUGUUGGGUAUGCUUGGGCCCCUGGGAGCCCCACGGUAGCUCGUGGUAUAAUUGCAACCGGUACGACGAAGACGAAGCAAAGGCGGCGCGUGACGCCCAAGAACGUUCGCGAGCUGCCCUACAACGGUAUCUGUUUUAUUGUAACCGGUACAUGAACCACAUGCAGUCGCUAAAGUUUGAACACAAAUUGUACGCCGCUGUUAAAGAUAAAAUGGAAGAGAUGCAGCAGCACAACAUGAGCUGGAUUGAGGUGCAGUUUUUGCGCAAAGCGGUUGACAUCUUGUGCCAGUGUCGGCAGACGCUCAUGUACACGUACGUGUUCGCCUAUUAUCUAAGGAAAAACAACCAGUCUGUGAUAUUCGAGGAUAACCAGAAAGACCUCGAACGCGCCACUGAACUGCUUAGCGAAUAUCUGGAACGUGAUAUCACGCAGGAAAACCUCGUCGAUAUUAAGCAAAAAGUGCAAGAUAAGUACAGGUAUUGUGAUGGAAGACGUAAGGCGUUACUAGCUCACGUGCAUGAAGGUUACGAGAAAGAUUGGUGGGAAUAUACAGACUAAGAGAUAUGUGGAUGAUGAAUAGCCUUCCUCCCAUUUCUGCCCCACCCACCGUUCACGUACCCAAUUCUCCGUUAAACGAUGGAGAAGAUAAAAUGAAGAACAGCUCUAGCUUUAUUGUUUUUAGUUACAUAAUCCUGUACAGAUUUUUGGGUUGUAUGUGUGUAAUAUAGGAAAUUAAAAAAAAAAUUAACAUGAACAUUAUGUAAAGGAUGAUAUGAUGCCCGAUGCUCUUGAUCUGAUUUGUAAUUGGUAAUAAAAUACUUUUGUUAGACUUUUUUCCAUUUCGUAUUUGUUUGGAAAUACAGAAAAUUAUAACGGAACUAAAUGAUC